AUGAAGAAGACCGUGGUUCUCUACCCCGGCCUCGCCGUCAGCCACUUCAUCCCCAUGAUGCAGCUCGCCGGCGUCCUGCUGGAGGAAGGCUACGACGUCGUGGUCGCGCUCAUCGAGGCUACCAUGGAACACAACAUCGCCUUCGCCGCCGCAGUCGACCGUGUAGCAUCCUCCAAGCCGACGGCCACCUUCCACACGCUCCCUCGAAUCCACAAUCCUCCCACCGUCACCAACGACAUCAACUUCCUCCUCGGAUACUUCCAGAUGAUACGGCGCUACAACGAGCACCUCCGUGAGUUCCUCUGCUCCAUCCCUCCGCGAAGAAUCCACGCAGUGAUCUUGGACUCAUACUCCAACACCGCGCUCGACGUCACGGACGAGCUCGGUAUCCCGGCUUACAGCUUCUUCGCCUCCAACGCCUCCGCCCUCGCUGUAUGCCUCCAACUCCCUUGGGCCCGUCGUGCGAAGGGCCAGCCGAGCUUCAAGGAGCUAGGAGACGGCACUGUCAACUUCUAUGGCGUCCCACCCAUGCCGGCUUCUCACCUCGUUCGCGAAGUGCUCGAGGACCCCAAGACUGAUAUAUACAGGGCGGUGACAAACUCGCUGGGCAAGAAUCUGGAGGCUGCAGUACGAUAUAUACAGGGCAAGCGAACAACGUUGCCACCUGUAGACCAUACUCAGUGCCUGCAGUACGAUAUUAGGACAAGGGAAGCUGUAACUCACAGUUGA
This is a messenger RNA of Miscanthus lutarioriparius, 729 nucleotides long. Lineage: Eukaryota; Viridiplantae; Streptophyta; Magnoliopsida; Poales; Poaceae. The record is from the annotation of a GenBank genome assembly.